Messenger RNA from Pimephales promelas (fathead minnow), 1723 nucleotides. RefSeq names its product ADP-ribose/CDP-alcohol diphosphatase, manganese dependent (gene adprm). The record is from RefSeq and is a predicted model, not a curated record. Lineage: Eukaryota; Metazoa; Chordata; Actinopteri; Cypriniformes; Leuciscidae. Gene Ontology annotation, molecular function: CDP-glycerol diphosphatase activity; manganese ion binding; ADP-ribose diphosphatase activity.
ACACACACUCUCUGAGAUGGUAUGUUCCACGAACUGUCAACUCAAGGCCAAUCUUUCACUGUCAUCAUUAUUACAUACAUGACAAACUCUAACUAUACUCUGAACUGGCAGCGUGUAAACCACCACACGCGUUCCUGAUCGGUUUCUCGGGAGAUGGAGGAUCGCGCGCGAGCGUUGUUUUCUUUCGGGAUAAUCGCGGACGUCCAGUUCGCAGAUAUAGAUGAUGGGACAAACUAUCGGAAGACCAGAAGACGCUUCUACAGGAACAGCGUCGCAUUGCUUCGGGACGCGGUGCGGCACUGGGAGGAGACGCGCGUCAACUGCGUCAUUCAGCUCGGAGAUGCUAUCGACGGACACAACAAGAGCCGCGACGCGUCGGAACAAGCGCUAGACACGGUGAUGGCUGAGUUCGAGAAGAGUUCGGUGGACGUGCAUCAUGUGUGGGGGAACCACGAGUUCUACAACUUCAGCAGGGAAACUCUAAUGGCCUCUCCGCUGAACAGCGCGGGGAAAGCCGGAGCCGGAAGUGACCGAGCCGAAAGUGACCUCAUCGCGGACGACAUUUACGCGUAUGAGUUUAGCCCCGCCCCCAGGUUUCGAUUCGUGCUUCUGGACGCGUACGACGCGAGCGUCAUCGGGAGAGACGCGAGCAGUGAGAAGCAUCAGCAGGCCAUGAAGCUGCUGCAGAAACACAACAGCAACGCGGACCUCAACACGCCGCCAGUGUGUGGGCUGGAACAGAGGUUUGUGAAGUUCAACGGAGGCUUCAGUGCGGAGCAGCUUCAGUGGCUCGACCGAGUCUUGACCCUCGCGGACCAGAGGCAGGAGAGAGUCACGCUCUUCAGUCAUCUCCCCGUUCACCCGGACGCCACGGACCCCAUCUGUCUGGCCUGGAACUACGAUGAGCUUCUGUCGAUCCUGCGCGCUCAUAAGAGCGUGGCGAUCUUCAUCUCGGGACACGAUCAUGACGGAGGGUUCUGCACCGACGCGUCAGGCGUGCACCACAUCACCCUGGAGGGGGUGAUCGAGACGCACCCCGACACCAACGCCUUCGCGACGGUGUACGUGUACGAGGACCAGAUGCUUCUCAAGGGCAAUGGAAGAACCGCAGACAGAGUCCUCAAAUAUCCUUGAGAGAUUACUGUCAAUGAAGGAUGGCAUUAAAACAGCCAAACAAACGCCAUCUGUAUGAUCAUCUCAGUCUCUGCUGUUUCAUUUCCUUCAUAAGAUGAGUUCAUGUGUGAACAGCACUGUUGAGCCAACCAGUGGAUCUCUGAGCGGAUGGAGUGAGUGGAGGCGGGGACCGCGUAUACUGAAUGAGGCAAGGGUGUCGAGUUACAUUCAAGAUAUUUUAAGGCAUGAAGAAUCUUUUUUCAAGGGAAAAACGUUUCAAUGUGUAAUUUUGGUGAUUAAAGAUUAAUUUUAAGGGAUAAAAUGGUUGACUAAAGAUUGACUUUAAAUAAAUACAAAAUGCUGCACAUAUCAGAUUUGGAAUAAUAUUUAUUGCCAAAUAUGUUUACACAAAGAAUUAUGAUAACUAUAUAUAUUUAUAUUUAUAAUUUUACAUGGGUAUAAUUAAUUACAUUUUUAUUUCUUCUUUAUAUUAGUAUAUGUACACACAUAUAUUUAUGUUAAGUUGGAUUGUUCUCUGCAUUGUUAUGCCAACAAAUGAAAUUGGAGAAAAUAAUAUUAGAAACAAACAUAAUAAACAUAAUAUUAGAAA